ACAGACCAGACCACACCCCAGGUGCCCUAACCCCAGAACCAAAUCAAAGUUAAAACUUGGGAACACAACACAACCAAUUUAUCCAAUGACACAUUUUUUAUAUUGACUUUUGAUGACACGCUAUCCAAUCCAACCCGGAUCCGUGAAUAAAAAAAGGCUAGUUUGGCAAAAGAGCAAUUUCCGGUUGACAAAACCUCUUUUCUGGCUUUCAUUUCCGGUCAAGUUUCAACUCUCAGGUUACAUCUCCCACAACCCUUUUUCAAACACCAAUUUCCGGUUUAUAUCUUACUUCGUUUCAGUGUGCUGGAAUCAAUGGGCAGUACACCUGAAGAAGCGGUCGAUUUGAACAAAACAGAGUGCGAGGAGGAGGAAGAGGAGGAGGUGAAGAUAAAGUACAAAGGUGUACGGCAGCGGAAGUCAGGAAAGUUCGUUGCGGAGAUCGGAGAUCCGCAUAAACGCCGUAACAUUUGGUUAGGUACCUUCGAUUCUCCCAUUGAAGCUGCUAAAGCUUAUGAUAAAGUCGCUUUUCAAAUGCGUGGCUCCAACGCCAGCCUUAAUUUCCCACUUCACUACGGCCUUUCACCGGAGGAAUCACCCCAAACUCAAGCUAAAACCGCCGGCCGGAAAAGAAAGCAGGAUACAACUGUAACGCUGGUAAAGACUUCCCCCAAACAUAACGGCAGUCCCAUUAACGCCGUCAAAUUACAUGACGCUUUUGGGCCGUCAGCACACGGUUCCCUCACUUCUCCCCGUCAGUCAACACCGAGGGAGAAUUUUAAGUGGACGGAUCAAUGGCUUUGCACUAUGUGUGAUAUUUUAAACAAACACAUUGCGGACAAUGGUCGAAAUUGUCCGUUUAAUUGGGCUGAUCAUCAGCUAGAAUUGGAAAACAUUUGUCAUCAUAAGUUUAAGACUGUAUUAGCUUUAAGAAGCAAGUAUGAUGCAAUGAGAGUAAGGCAUAAUCUUUGGAAGUCGUUGACGAAUGGUGAAAGCGGUCUUCGUCGUAAUGAAAUUACUGGCAAGCUGGAUUGUUCGGAUGAUUGGUGGGAAAAGAAAUUUAAGGUAAACCCGGAUUUUAAAAGAAUUCGGAGGAACCAACCGUCCAGGGAGUUGCAGGAGGCGUGGGAUCUGUUAUUUGACAACGUAGUUCCCAGUGCGGUAGAUUGUGUAGACCUAAAUAAGUCAAAUCAGGUACAUCAUGUGAAUCUUGAGGAGAAGGAUGAUGUUUCUUCCGAACGCACACUAAACUCUUCUCAGGUUGGAAACCUGGAAACUCAAGAGGUCACUUCUUUUUCAAAUUUUGUAAAUGGGGUGAGACGUGAAGAGGGUCCAGCACCAAACCAAGGUGACAGAUGUACACCGUCUGAAAAGAUUGUCAAAACGAGUCCUGAACCUAAAUCUACUCAGAUGGAGUGCAAGACAACUGAGUCGGAGAGGGCUACAAUGCUUAAGGAGUUUAUGACCCGUCAAAAUGCUACUCAACAAAGUGCUUUGAAAAUGCACGUCAAUCAAGUCGGUGAUUGUAGUAUUAGCGCAUCGAUAGGUGUGAUUAACCGUAUGGUUGAAAAAGGAUUAAUGACAGCAUGUAGUGAGUUGUGGUGCUUUGCAGUGAAUUUGUUUGAGGAUAGUGUGAAAAGAGAGUUGUUUAUGAGUCUGCCGGACGAUGUUGGCAGGCUGGCUUGGCUGCAGUAUAAGCAUAAUCUAGGCAACUAAAGUAAAGUUUCUUUCUAUGUAGCUAAUGUAAGGUAAUGGCUUCAUUUUGUUUUGUUUAUGCCAUAUUGUAGUUUUGGUUUGGAGACUUGCCUUAUUUUGAAUUUGAUGUCUUGGUAUUAUAACUAUUUUUAAUGCUACUUA
Helianthus annuus (common sunflower) is the source of this 1854-nucleotide messenger RNA. RefSeq lists its product as uncharacterized. The record is from RefSeq and is a predicted model, not a curated record. NCBI's taxonomy places the organism in Eukaryota, Viridiplantae, Streptophyta, Magnoliopsida, Asterales, Asteraceae. Gene Ontology annotation, biological process: ethylene-activated signaling pathway; regulation of DNA-templated transcription. Bases 313 to 1713 code for a protein of 466 amino acids. Gene Ontology annotation, molecular function: DNA-binding transcription factor activity; DNA binding. The transcript has 4 exons.